Molecule: messenger RNA, 1203 nt
Organism: Zychaea mexicana
Lineage: Eukaryota; Fungi; Mucoromycota; Mucoromycetes; Mucorales; Lichtheimiaceae
Exons: 9
Coding region: 1-1203 (400 amino acids)
Source: RefSeq, a predicted model, not a curated record
AUGGAACAGAGCUUGAAAAUAGGACUGCCGGAUGGGUUUGAACAUGAUGGUUCCAACAACAACAAGCUGAAACUACUAUAUAAAGAGGCAAUGGAACAUGAAGACGAGGACCCAGAACAGUAUCUCAACCGCAGAGUAGAAGAGCAGAACAAUAGACGCAAUAAUCCCCCAGGAACGACACCUGAAGAUCGAAAGGCAUUUGCAAAACACUUACAGGCUCAAAUGCGUCAGCUGUUGAUUGAUAUGCAGAAACUCGACACUGAUGUAGCUGUCACUCCUCAUUCACAGACUCCAGAAGACUGGGAUAGCACACCAAUUCUGAUGUGUCACAUCAUUCUGUGUCUUCUCGAUCUAUCUUUAAGUCGUUUCUAUCUGGAUGUAAAGAAAGUGGAGGGAGGCACAUCCAGUUUCCCGUGGGUCAGCUUCAAACGAGUUGCCGAUGAUGCUGGGUUGACUUCUUAUUACUAUAACGAUGAGCACAAGCUUAAGCUUGUUGGGUUUGAUUUUGGUGUGAAUGAGCAAACUGGUCAAUAUUAUGCGACAGCGGUUAGACCUAUGCUGAUGGGCGGUGCUAAUUUAAACGAGCUAGAUCGAGCGGUUAAAGCCAAAAGAGUAAAGCUGCUUUCGCCCGACGAUGUGCUUAACAUGACCGUAAACGAGACGAAUGAGGAAACCUUGAGCAAAAACCUUGGAUAUGCAUUUCUUAAAUAUUUAGAGCUUACUACGCUUGUUGAAGAGAAGCUAGCAUCUGAAAAUCCUUCGGUAAAAGAGGAAGAAGGCUGCCCUGCUUGUCCCCCGAUAGGCAAUGUUUUUGGCAUUGAGGACCGUAUGUUCGUUGCUAUCGAUGGAAAUAUGCAGUUGAAACGCUAUAAAGCAAAUGAAAACGAUAAAGAAAAGUAUCUUAGCAAGCAAUAUUUUUCUGCUGAUGAGAAGCAAGAUCUAUAUGACAAAGAAACGCCUCAGCCAGCAACAAAUACUGCGAGAUCCUGUGACAGCAGUUUCGAGGCAACUGCGAAAUCUUCUCAUGGCAUGUCAAUGGGAUCGAAAGUGUUUGGAAAUUUAAACAAGGAUUAUGAAAGAGGAUUUUGUUUUGCCAACGAUGUCUAUCACAUCCCAUGUUGCAGUACCGGGAAAGAUAUUGUCCGGUUAACGCCGUUCUCUUUCGAAUUUGUCAACAUCGAUUAUGGCGUUUUGACUUUGUAA